AUGGAUCUUGUUCUGAAUGCAGCAGACUAUUACUUCUUAACCCCCUAUGUAUACCCGGCAUCCUGGGCAGAGGAUGAACCAAUCCGGCAGAUCAUCAGCCUCCUAAUUGUCACCAAUCUUGGCGGCUUCAUCAUCUACCUUCUGUUUGGAGCCCUCAGCUAUUAUUUUGUGUUCGACCACUCACUGAUGAAACAUCCACAGUUCCUGAAGAACCAAGUCCGCCGAGAGAUCUUCUUCUCCUUGAAGUCCAUGCCUUGGAUGAGUAUCCCCACUGUUGCCCUGUUUUUUGCUGAAGUUCGGGGCUACAGUAGGCUCUAUGAUGACGUCAAUAGUUCCCCCUAUGGCUGGUUUGGAGUGAUCCUGAGCAUGUUCUCCUUCCUGUUCUUCACUGAUAUGGCCAUCUACUGGAUCCACAGGUUCCUGCACCACAAGCUCAUCUAUAAGACUAUCCACAAACCCCACCACAAGUGGAAAGUGACAACGCCCUUCGCCAGCCAUGCCUUCCACCCCAUCGACGGCUUCGUGCAGAGUCUGCCAUACCACAUUUACCCCUUCAUCUUCCCCUUACACAAGGUCACCUACCUGGGUCUCUACAUCUUCGUCAACAUCUGGACCGUCUCUAUUCAUGAUGGGGACUACCGUGUCCCCAAAUUUCUGGAGAGCAUCAUCAAUGGUUCUGCCCAUCACACCGACCAUCACCUGUACUUCGACUAUAACUUUGGCCAAUAUUUCACCCUGUGGGAUAAAAUCGGAGGGUCCUACAAGAAUCCCUCUGCCCUGGAAGGAAAUGGCCCACAUGAUCUAUGCCGGAAGCUGGAGGCCAAAGAGCGCCAGGAGAACGGCAUGGAGAAGAAGAGCAACUAA
Molecule: messenger RNA, 864 nt
Organism: Staurois parvus
Lineage: Eukaryota; Metazoa; Chordata; Amphibia; Anura; Ranidae
Source: the annotation of a GenBank genome assembly